CCUCCUCCGGUGCUGGCGCCGGCUUGCAGCCCAGGUCCUGGCGGUUUCGGUGCCCCAAGCCGGGAGCGCGGAGUCGUUCCCGGAGCGGCGGCCAGGCUAUGAUCGCGGGUCCCCGGCGUCCCGCUCCGGUCACCCAGAGUCCCUGUCUCCGCUUGUGCCCGUACCCGAGCGGUCUCCUCAGCCCGGCCCCGCAGCGCGGUUGUCGGCGGCGCCCCCGGCGCGCCCCCUCCUCCCGAUGGCGGCGGAGAUCCAGCCCAAGCCGCUGACCCGCAAGCCCAUCCUCCUGCAGCGGGUCGAGGGGUCCCAGGAGGUGGUGAAUAUGGCCGUGAUCGUGCCCAAGGAGGAGGGCGUCAUCAGCGUCUCGGAGGACAGGACUGUUCGUGUAUGGCUAAAGAGAGACAGUGGACAGUAUUGGCCAAGCAUAUAUCAAGUGAUGCCUGCUCCAUGUUCAUGCAUGUCUUUUAACCCGGAAACAAGAAGACUGUCCAUAGGUCUAGACAAUGGUACAAUCUCAGAGUUUAUUUUAUCAGAAGAUUAUAACAAGAUGACUCCUGUGAAAAACUAUCAAGCGCAUCAGAGCAGAGUGACGAUGAUCCUGUUUGUCCUGGAGCUGGAGUGGGUGCUGAGCACGGGGCAGGACAAGCAGUUUGCCUGGCACUGCUCGGAGAGUGGGCAACGCCUGGGAGGUUACCGUACCAGUGCCGUGGCCUCGGGCCUGCAAUUUGAUGUUGAAACCCGGCAUGUGUUUAUUGGUGACCAAUCAGGCCAAGUAACCAUCCUCAAACUGGAACAAGACAGCUGCACCCUGGUCACAACAUUCAGAGGACACACAGGUGGGGUGACUGCUCUCUGUUGGGACCCUGUCCAGCGGGUGUUGUUCUCUGGCAGCUCAGAUCACUCUGUCAUCAUGUGGGACAUCGGUGGGAGAAAAGGAACGGCCAUCGAGCUCCAAGGACACAAUGACAAAGUCCAGGCCCUUUCCUAUGCGCAGCACACACGGCAGCUCAUCUCCUGCGGUGGUGAUGGUGGGAUCGUGGUCUGGAACAUGGACGUGGAGCGGCAGGAGACCCCUGAAUGGUUGGACAGCGAUUCCUGCCAAAAGUGUGAUCAGCCUUUCUUCUGGAAUUUCAAGCAGAUGUGGGACAGUAAGAAGAUUGGCCUAAGACAGCACCACUGCCGCAAGUGUGGGAAGGCCGUCUGCGGCAAGUGCAGCUCCAAGCGCUCCUCCAUCCCUCUGAUGGGCUUCGAGUUUGAAGUGAGAGUCUGUGACAGCUGCCACGAGGCCAUCACCGACGAAGAACGCGCACCCACGGCGACCUUCCACGACAGCAAACAUAACAUCGUGCAUGUGCAUUUUGAUGCCACCAGAGGAUGGUUACUGACUUCUGGAACUGACAAGGUUAUUAAGUUAUGGGAUAUGACCCCAGUUGUAUCUUGAUGACACUCCAGUAUCAGAAAGAUAGUAUUUACUCAAGAAGCAGUCGUUGGAAUCCGCAUCAUGACUGGAGCUGUCAGCAGACACGUGAGAGUCUGAGAGAAACUCGCGAGCCGGGCUGAGUUGGCAUGGGACCUAGUGAGUGGACGCUGGCGAGGGGACUCUUUCAACCAGUUCAUACAAUAGAAAAGAAGAUAUUUUUUUAACAAAUGGUUUAUACACUCUGGCCGUGCUGCAUUGUUCUGAGCAUACUGAAAACUCUGUGUGGGGUCUUUACUUGGUAUGUGUUUCUCACUUCCUUUUCAUUGUCGCUUCGUGUGUUGGAGAGAUGAGGGAGGCAUCUGUUCGGGGUAUUUUUGGUCGUUAUAAAGUUGUUUCCAUGUUUCCUUCACUUGGGCACAUAUUCUGUGUUCGGCAUCCUUUUCCUCUCUCCGUGUCACCUCCCCUCCUCUUCAUGUCCGCCUGUGUACGUGUUUCUCUUCAUGUCCGCCUGUGUACGUGUUUCUCUUUACACUCUGGAUUCUCAGUGUUUGUGCUUUCACAGACCUCCUCUUCAGCUGAGAGAUUCAGGAAACCAUUCGUGUGGGUUUUCCGACUGACUUCUUGAAUCACCCAAAGAGUAGUCCGUUUGGAAGGUCUAACUCGUUCCUGUUCAGGCUGUGUAGACGCGACCUUGUGCUUCUGCCUCAGUUUUCUGUCUUUGCUGUGAGAAAGCUGCUCCCGACCCCUGUCCUCACAGAAGCAGACGAUUGUAGCUCAGAGCUCCAACUUGCAGUGCCUGGAUCAUUUCUCCUUCCGUUGGAGCCCUCUGAGCCUUUUAUGUUUUCAUGUGACUUGCGUAGCUCUUCCUCACGGUGUUCAAAACAAACCCAACAAAACAAAAAAAUGCAAACUCCAUGUCCUUCAGAAAAAAGCGUCUUUAACAUGUGUCUGUCCAUGUGACAUCACCUCUGAAUUUGAAUGUGCUCCUUCCUGCGAGAGUAUAUCCUGCUCUACUCCUCACCAUCUGUAUUUUCUUCCCCUUGAAAAACUAGAUAUUUAAAGAUUUUUAUCUUUGCGUAUUUUAGCAGAACACUUUGCACACUUCCAUCCUAAAACUCUGUGAUCUGAGACGUAAAAGGUACCGAGUCCUACAGCUCGUACUGGGUUCCGGGAGGGGGGUGUUAAAAAGAAAGAAAAGAAAAAAAGAGGGCUUUAGAAAAUGAACCCAAAGAAUUCUGAUUUUAAGGGAAUCCAGUCAAACUUGAUAACGUGAGAUAUUCUUGUGCGUAGUGACUCAACUCAGAAUAUUGAAGUCCUUUUUAGAAAUCUUACUUCCACCUGUUUGCAGCAGGUGUGUGCCAUGAGCCUGCCCCAUUGUGUGCAUUUUACACAUCCCACCUCAUUCACCCUCUCCUGUCAGGGGUGUCAGGGGACCCCCGAGUCUCUUGAGGAUCACCAGGUUCAAUUAAGCCUUGCAGAGAAACAGGCCAGUUACUUGCCCUUCGCUAUCCACGCUGUCCCCAUUAUCUUGUUCACUUCUGAUUUGAUAGAUUUUUGGCAGUGCUGUUGAAAUGCUUCCAAUUUCUUUCUCUCUUUUUUGUUUUUGGAAACCUGUUUUUUUCCCCCCUCAUGAUUAUUUAUUACUUUUUUUUCCAACCAGAAAAAGUACUGCCCACCAUACUUCUGUCCUCUGACCCGUGUGCUCCCAGGGCUGGGGCUUCCUAGAGAUGGCUCUGUUGCUACGCCCUGGGGAGUACAGUGGGUGUGCCCUUUGUAGCCCUGGCACAGGGCAGCCCGUGUGUCACCUGAGCCAUCAGACCAGCUCAGAUGACCACAGUCUAAGGUUGGAUACAUGCGUGUACUUACUCACGCAUGGAAGCCAUUACCACUUGUCACUUCACUGUGGCCUACUCCCCCUGCUUGCCAUCAGUCAAAGCUAUUAGAACUAAGCUGAGUCUUGUCUGCAUGAUUGUGAGAGAGCUUUAAAAAGGGAAUGAAAUUUAAAACACUGAAAUACCUAUUUCAUAGCUUACUAGUGGAACUUGGAGCCACGUGCCAAGUUGUACAUAACAGAGAACCGUGUGUGGAAAACGAGUAAUGGAAAUGAAUUGCUCCGUUUUCCCUUUCCGAAAUUCGGAGUGUGGCCUGUAUACGGAGAGGGAGAUCACGUCAGGGAGACAGUGGAGCAGUGCCCAGCGAGCCUGAUGUGGAUCUGACUUAGGUCUGGGGGAGCUCACACACCCCACUGGGACAGCUGAUUGUCCCUGCUGGGUCACGCAUGUCCACCACGGUUGCUUUGGGCUGGACCCCGCCCUUCACUACAGCCCUCUCCCCCUCCCUAGUCCUGCCCCCACAGAGCUGUUCUGAGGCUGAAACCACUUGACACCUCAUUAGUGAUGAGAGUCACGAUCAAAAACCACAGAGACAUCAUAGUAUCCCCUGCUCUGCCCUUCUCUUUCUCCUUAUCUGUGUGGGUGCUUGACUUUGUUAAGAAGUACUUAGCAAAGCAGUGGUGUGUGUGUUUAUGAUACUGUGCAUUCUUGAGUUUUAUGAGGAAUGUCGCCACCGUUUUUUGUAACUCAGGGAGAGAGAAGUGCUGGUGUCGCAUGUCUUCCCCGCAUCGUAUGGAGUGGAGGCUUCACUUGUUGGGCGUGAAAGCUGGCACCAGCACUUGGCUUUUCUCCUGGCUGGGUUCACGGUCAUAGUUCUUGUUUUGCCCUCUUGCAGUUGCACUUUACAUAUGUUUUUGCUCUGUUACUUCAGCAGCUCUGGCAAGUAACGCCUAACAUGGCCAUGUCGGGAAAGUGGCCGGGCUGCCCAUCUCAUGCGCAGACUUGCUCUGCAUUCCGUAGGAUAAAACCGAUCAUAGGCUUUCGGUUUCUCCAAAGAAAUGAUGUUACUGGAAACUUUCACAGCCUGGGUUUGUGUCCGCAGUAGCUAAGGUGGUUUUAAAUUAAGGACUUGGAAUUGCAUGUCUUUUUAUAUGAGAUCAGUCAAUGAUGUUUUUCUCAUUUGAUGGUUUCAGUUAUUCAAGGAAUCAUAGAAUCACAAAACUGGAAGGGAUCUUGAGAGAUCUACAAUGUUCCAAGCAGAAAACAUUUGGUCAUCCCAGGCUGUCAGAUAUAGCCGAGGUGCCAACAGGAGAAUCUAAAAGAUUCAAAGAAUUUUCCAGGAACACAUUGUUUUGGACAUUAACUACUAAUGGCAUGACUAGGACGAGUGUCCUCUAGGUGGUUCUCAGGAAUCAGGCCUGAUCCUCUUACAGGGGAAUCUGACACUUCCUUUGGCCCCAGCCCUGUUUCUGAGGGGGUGGGUACUAUGCAAUGACACAAUUCUUGCAGGUCCUGAUCAGCAUAAACUCCUUCCUAGACUCUUCCUCAUGGAAUCGCCACCCCCUCCCCACCCCCCACCCCCGCCAACAAUGCAGGUGGAAAUCUAAGGGCAUUAACAUUUCACCUUCCCCUGUUUGUCUGAAGGCCGGCCUUGAGCCAGUCUCAGAGUCUACAGCCUUUGCUUUUCUUAGGGAACAUCACCUUUUCAUGGUUUGAGAUUCAUUUUUUAAAAAGCAUAAUUUAUUUUUGCUUAACAAUCAAAUUUUAAAGCCUGGACAUUGACUUUUAAGUAAAGGGAUCACUCUAAACUCUGUACCAAAGUUACUGGACAUAAAUAGUCAUGAAACAAGAUUCCUUUGAUUUUGCUUUUUUGAUAGUUUAAUUGUAUAUAAGUGAUAUCUCAUUCACUAAGAUACGUAUUUUAAAGUAAAAGAAAGAGCUUCGCCAAUACAGUCUUUUUCUGUCCUUUAAAAUAAUGGUAAAUUUUAACUGAGAGUGGACAUCUUUGAAGUUGAUUAGGAAACACAGAAAUUAAGUCCAUUUUAAACACAGAAUCCUCUAGAUGAUCUUCUGGAGUAUAGCCCACUUCAGCCAUCUGUGGACCGCCUGCCACAAGCCAGGCUCUAAACUAGGCUGUGGGAGCUGGGGCCCAUUCCCUGUCCUGGGCAGAGGCCACUCGGGGUAGUGGAUGGGUUAUGUCAGUCCCAUGGUCCAUUCAGUGAUAGAAGUGUGUGUGGGGCCCACCCCAGGGUUACACACAGUGCCCGUCCUCCAGCAGAAAGUACUUCUGAGCCGAGGAGUAAAGGUGCGAUUAAAGGGAGUCCAUUAAGGAAAUGCCUUGCAGGCUGCCGAAACAGAAACAAAGGCCUACGGUCUGGCAUCAGCCUGGUACGAGGAGGCCACAAGUGGUUGGAGUGGCCAGAGGGUAUCCAGUACUCGGCUGAAGUCCUGGGGCCUGAGCUCUUGUCACUAUGGCAGGGGGCUGCUGUGCGGGGUUCCCUACGACCUCAGAGGGAGGCAAUACACGGAGCACCAUGAGGGAUUCCCUCGGAGUUUGAGAGUUGGGUUUUCCUGCAGCAUACUGAGGCUAGUAUCUAGGGUUUUUAUUGUGGUUUGCCUUUAGAAAGACCAGGGGUGGUGGGUGGUUACCUUAAUAUGACCCAUGGCAACUAAGUUUUGAACUUUCUGGAGGCACAGCCCCCGCCUCAGAGGCCAUGAGGUGGAUCUGGAGGCCCCCACACGCGUGAACUUGGCCUGGGAGAGUUUACGUGCUAAUUUCCUCAUGACACAGGUGGGCCAGGCUCAGCUGCUCCCCUUUGAAAAAGGAAUGGCCAUGACGGGUAGUAGGAGACUGAUCUAGACAACUUUAGCAUCACAGGAAUACACAGAGCCAAGCCCAUUGGUACCUAAGCAGGCGGCCGCCCUCCAUUUCCCCGCUGGCCUGAAAUCAUUCUUGCGACUCAGUGGGUCUUCUCAGUACCAUGUGGGAAACAUGCUACAUCCCCGUCAUAGUGUCUCUCACCACAUGCAAGGGAACGUUUUUCUCAGACAGAGGCCAUAGAAGAGGCUCAGGCAGCGCCCCCUCCGAGACCUGGCUCUGCCCAGCAGGGGUGUCCCAGCAUCCUUCCACGAGGUUUGGCACUUUCUGGUUCUUGGCAUUCCUUCCAUUUGGCUUUUUCUUUGACUGCCCAACUCUCCUAUGUGCAUAACUUGAUAAUUCAGGAAUACCCGUGUUCAUUUUUCACCUUCAACUCAAUUUCAUAACCAAGAAUUAUAUACAUACCAACCCUCAGGGGUUUUAGUCUGUAAUUUUGCCUUUAAACGUCAUCCUUUCCACUGAGAAGCCUGUUUAGACCUAACACACAAAAGCAGUCUCCAAGAAUAUGAUCUGUCCAAGAUCGGAGUGGGAUCCCUCCUUUGUGUUUCACAUGCCGGGGAGCGUUGUUCCUGUUGGAGCAGACAGUCGGUAGUCGUCGUCAGAGACACGGGAAGGCGGCUAAAGCCUGGAGGAGGGACUGGACUGGGCGGUGGUUCUUGGGACCCCUCCAGUCCUGCGAUCCUGUCAUUCCACGAAUGUUUAGUGUUGGACUAGUGGCUGACUUAACUGCCAAUAGGCAGGCGAAUAGGAUCGGGAGGUCUUUUGUGUUCUUUCUCAUCAAGGAAAUUGCUUUCUGCUUUUUUCCAUUUAGAGGUCUGGAAAAGAUGGCGAAGGUGGAAGUUGGUCUUGGUACCACCUCACUAAAAAAUAAGAUACCUCAACAUGUUCACCUUGGCGACUUAAUAAUGGUAGCUGACUUUCUUGGGAGAGAAAGUGGCAGGGAACCGCAGGUUGGUUUCAAGGUUAGAUUGAGAAUCUGACCUUGAUAUUUUUUUCUCCUGGUUCUCUGGGAAUCCGAAGUGGGUGAACUCAAAUACAAAAAGGGACAAUGGUCUGCAAAACCUAUUUCAUUUACUUGCUUGCAUGUUUUUCUCCCUCCCAUUUGAAUAGAUGGCAGCCUUAGGUCAGUAGCAGUCACCCCUUUGGAGUACAGACCAGACACUCGUGUCACUGAUAACCAUGGUACUCUUCAUCUAUUUGUGUUGGGCACCAUUUGCCUUGCUUUUUAAAUGAUUUUUUUUCAUGUACUGUCUUUUCGCAAAAGAAAAUCUUUGUCUGAAAAGUACAAAAACUGUUAUUAACUGGACAAUGGGGAAGGUGCUAGCCCUCCGUUCGUGCCUGCCUACCUGCUGCCGUUCCUAACCAGGGCAACAGACUCUUCCAUGCUGCACGCCGUCCGUCUGGGGCCCCCGUAGAUCCUGGCUGCAGCAGGCAUGUUACUUCAUGGAUAUCUUUUUCUUUCUUUUUGAAAUGAGAUUCCCCAAGGGGUCAGGUUGAGAAUGUCACGAGCCCAAAGCCGGAACAGAUUUCUCAAAUGCAAUUCCAGCAGAACCCUUCCGGCCUCGCCGUGCUCUCUGCCACUGGAGACAUUGACAUUGACUUCCUGACUGAGCAGGUGGACUGAGCAAGACUGCUUACGAUGUUAAGAUGCCUGUAUCCAGUUCUGCGUUCCAAUGCUGCUGAUGUUGUGAAUGUUUUUAAACUCUGCUCACAUUCUCACUGUGUUCCCUCUAACUGAAAUAUGCCUGUGGCCAUUACCAAUGUAGAAGACUCUCAAUGCAAAGUUGCCUCCACGGUUUAAAAUAAAUCUCUGGAAACCUU
Neogale vison (American mink) is the source of this 7948-nucleotide messenger RNA. It is a transcript of the gene WDFY2, whose product is annotated as WD repeat and FYVE domain containing 2. Gene Ontology annotation, molecular function: protein binding; metal ion binding. The record is from RefSeq and is a predicted model, not a curated record. Bases 236 to 1438 code for a protein of 400 amino acids. The transcript is spliced from 12 exons. NCBI's taxonomy places the organism in Eukaryota, Metazoa, Chordata, Mammalia, Carnivora, Mustelidae.